Sclerotinia borealis F-4128 is the source of this 2823-nucleotide messenger RNA. NCBI's taxonomy places the organism in Eukaryota, Fungi, Ascomycota, Leotiomycetes, Helotiales, Sclerotiniaceae. The record is from the annotation of a GenBank genome assembly.
AUGGCGCCCCCAAGAGUUGUUCACCACGAUACCUCAAUCGUUCAUAGUCCUGAAUAUGAGGAUUUUAUUGCAAGAGUCAGGUCCUAUCAUGAAAAGAGAGGAACACAUUUCGACGCUGAACCACGAGUCGGAACUAAGAGUAUCGACCUUCUACAUCUCUACAAUACUGUAAUUGAGCGCGGCGGUUAUGAUAAAGUCAGUGAUGAAAAGCUUGCCUGGAGAAAGCUCGGUGCAGAUUUUAAUCUGGGAGCCAAUAAUUUACCUGCGCUCGCAUUCAGUCUCAAAACAACUUAUUACAAAUACUUAGCCGCAUAUGAGAUCUCGACAUUCCAUGGCAAGGUGCCGCCUCCUCGUGAAAUACUAGAAGAUACAACCGCCAAGGGAGGGGGACUUCUCACUCGGACCAUGGACAAUUUCAGACCCUCCAUUCGCAGAGAUACAGGCAUACUUGGUACUGAAAAUUCCGAGGCUUCUGGCGACGAUGGUACACCUGUGCGCGAUAGAAAUGGAAGUGAAGAAACACCAGGCUCCGGAGGCAGAAUGUCUCGAGGCCUGCGACAAGCUCCCCCACAGCGAGUGUUAUUUCAACCUGAUACUCAACCAUCUAGACAAGUACGACAACAUCCCUCCGCGACUUCCCAUCCACCUCCAACCCCACAGCAUCACUUACCUCAACAGCAAACGCCAUCGCAUUCACAUCAAUAUCAUAUACCACGAGUCGGCGGCCCCUACUCAUAUAAUCCUCCCUCUGCUACCGAAAACAUGUCACUCGCAGUAGCAAAUUACGAACCUCGACUCCAAAUGCCAUUGACACUCCGUCCUAUAAUAACCCCAGGAAACAACCCCAUCGAAUUUGCGCGACGUCAAAGAGCUUUGAAGGAUGCAGCUGCAGCCGCAGAAGGUGCCAAAAAUAGCGUUAUUCCCAAAGGGAUGAUGUUGCCUGGCACUGGCUUUGACGGUCCUAAUAUUUACGUUCGGUGCCUCUGUUCUUUGAGGUCAGGUAUCAAAGCAGAGCAAGAUUACGCUCUACACCAUUUGGUUAAGAUCUCAAUGGAGCGAGGUGAUAAAUACAAAUUCGAGGGGUUUCCGGGUCUGGCUGAAGCCUUGAUCGAGAAAAUGCUCGAAGUCAGUUCAUUGUUUUACGAUGUCCAUUGGCGUAUAUCCUACACGGAAGAUGGCGAAAUGGUCUCGACCACUGACACAAUCAAUGGUUUAGAAGGCACACCAGAUAUAUUGGAAAGAAUCAAGCACUUAACUAAGCUGCAAGUCGACGAUAACAUCCAGACCGAGGAAUUUAGUGACAAACUUCUUCAGAUCAACGAAGCAGCAUUGACUAUGAGAAACAUGGUAAUGUUAGAGGAGAAUGCUUUUUACGUAUCAGAACUUGCACCUCUACGAGAUUUCCUAAGCAUUGCCUUGAACCUUCCCGACUCUGAUACUGUUGUAGAGUUAAAACACUACGCUUUAGACAUUGCCGAGCAGCUUACCAAGUAUCUUCAUUUCGAGGUUGGAGAUCCCCUUUAUCUCUCACUUCUUGCGCAAUUGAAUUCGCAGGAUCGAGGCGCUAUCUUGACUUCACUGAGAGCCAUCAGCAGAAUAUCAAUGAACCUGGAAGAAAAUAAUCUUCUUAAAGGUGUACCGGCAUCAGCUGUACAAAAUAUCAUCGAUUGGACCUUGCUAAAUGAUGAAGAUCUCGCCCAUGCUUGUUUGGAUUUCCUCUAUCAAUACACAGCGGUAGUUGAGAACGUGGAUUACCUCAUCACAGAGGUAAAAGCCGAGCCUCUAGUCAAACAGUUAACGCGACUUCUCAUGCACGGCGCUCGCAUCAUCGAAAAGGAGUUCAAUCUUGGCACGCAAUACAGAAAGCCUGCACCUUCAGAAGUUGCGCCGAUUCCACAAGACCUACUUUUCGAAAUCGCCAAGUUUGACGAACCAGAGCGCAGCUCACGCUGGCUGCGUUGUCUUUACGAAGAAGAUCCGGAUGAGUCCAUUACACAAAUCGCUUUAUGGCACGCUUAUCAACAACAGUUUACUUACCUGGCCUCUCAAACAUCGAAGCCACUUCUUCCUGCCGCAGAUUUCAUCAAAAAUGUGAGCACGACCUUUGGCGAUAAAGCGAAUGCCCAAGUUCAAACUGGUCCUGUAACAAAAUUCAUAAUCAAAGGUAUUCGAUGCCGCAGUGAGCCAGUGGAUCUACAAGGGGAGAUAUAUACCAAAUGCUUAUGGCGCACUCAUCUUGGACGACCUUGUGGAGAAUUCUUCAUGACCCCCGAAGCAGGCUACCAGCAUAUUCUCAAAACUCAUUUCGGAGCCCAGCUUAAUGCGGAAAACAAAUACCAAAACUCGGCUGCAAAUCAACAAUAUGUGUGUGCAUGGGACACAUGUUCUCGCUUCCGCUCCUCUCCCGCCACCAAACUUUCUGAAGUUGCUACUCAUAUCAAGGUACAUCUACCUCCUAAGCGCACCCCUGCCAAUGAACGCGAAUCUCAAGAAAUUUCUGGUCCGCCCCCGGCCAAGAAAUUCAAACCUUCAUAUAUCGUCCAACCACCUCGCAUCAGCUUCAAAUACCACUUCACAGCCGUAGAUGAACAUAACGAUGCAGCAGGUAUUCCGCUCAGCGCUGUACUCGUUCUCCGAAACUUGGCGAGGAAUGUUAGUAAAACUGAAGCAGAGGAGGCUGCUCUCAAGGAGGAUGAGGUUUCUUGGGUCGAUCGACUGUUCAAGCCGGUGGAGCCAAGGUUGUUUGCGAUUUAUGCGCAUAAUAAGAUUCUGGCAACAUACAUGACGGAUCUUCUGGUAGCAAUCAAAGACACACAUAAUUGA